UAGUCAGAAGUUCAUUAAUUGUUUGAUACAUUAUUAGUAGGUUAAGUUAUUUUGUAGGUACUUAUACUAUUUAACAUUUUGGUUUGUUUUGAUUUAGAUACUUUUAAUAAAUAUAAAUAAUGAAUGUAACAAAAUAUUCAGUUGUGCAUUUUUAUGAUGAUAACACAGUCGAGGCUGUACCUAAAUUUUGGUUUCGCAAAAACAAUGGUACAUGUGCAUGGCCAAAAAAUACAAAAAAUUUUCAUAAACUUGUUGAAAAACACUGUAUUCCAAAUGAAAUGGAGUAUAAUUUCCUAGAAGCUCGAGAGAUGUGUUCAGGAAUAGAAUCCCUGAUAAAAGCUAGAGAGAAAGCAAAAAAAGCAAUGUUUGUUUCUGACUUUUCUGAUGAUGAUGAUAAAGCUAAUCGAAAGUUCAAGCAUAAGAAAAACCCAUAUUCAACAGCAACUUUAAGUUCAUGUCCAAUUUAUUUAGGUUCUGAAAUUAUUGAAAAUAAUACAACAAUUAAUACCUUAACCAAACCAAACACUAAAAUGAUUAAUCAUGAUGCACAAUAUCAGUCACCUUCUCCAAAAAAAUAAGUAGUAAGAAAACUGUCUUAUUAUGAUAAAAGUCCUAAGCCAACAUCUAUUAAAAAAACAGUAAAACAAUUGACAAUUUUCGAUAAACUAUUAUCAGAUGGAGACGAGAACAUGACUGUAGAUGGCGCAGAUGGCAAAAAUAAAUACUCCUAUUUCAUCAUCAAAAGCAGAAAUUAUUAACUCUUCAGUGACUGAUAUGAGUCAAGAUAAAAGUUCACAAAAAAUGCUAAAAGCCGUAUUGAGAAAUAUUAUAUACUUACAAACUGAUAUAAAACAUAUUGAAAUAAAGCAAAAUGAAAUAUUAAAUAAAUUGGAAUCUAUUGAAUCAAAUUAUGGAAAUUUUAAGAAACAGGAUGAU
Molecule: messenger RNA, 936 nt
Organism: Sipha flava (yellow sugarcane aphid)
Lineage: Eukaryota; Metazoa; Arthropoda; Insecta; Hemiptera; Aphididae
Exons: 6
Coding region: 120-578 (152 amino acids)
Source: RefSeq, a predicted model, not a curated record